AUCAUUCUAGUUCCGCAACCCGCUGAUGACCCGAAUGAUCCUCUCCUCUGGCCGACAUGGAAACGAGAGAUAGCAUUCGCAUUCCUGUUCUUCAAUUGCAUUAUCUUCGCCGCUGCUCCAGGUCCCUUGAUAGCUCCUGCUACCGUUGCUUUAGCUCUACAACUCAAAGUCCCGAUCAAGAGCGUUGCUCAAUUAUCUGGAUACCAACUUCUUGUCGUCGGCGCGCUUGGUCCCAUUGUCUCUGUCCUCGCUCAGAAAUAUGGUAAACGCCCACAAUUCCUGUUCGCCAGCAUCUUCGGCGUUAUUGGUACUGGCAUCUGCAUUUCCGCUUUUGACCAGUCCUCAAUGUCCAAGUCCUACGACGUGCUUCUUGCUGGUCGUCUGGUCCAAGGACUAGGGACUACGGCCUUUGAAUCCCUUUCCGUUGCUGCAAUCGGGGAUAUGUUUUUCCUCCACGAAAGAGGAACGAGGACCGCAUUGCUGGUAUUGACAUUAGCGUGCUUGAGUUCCUUUGUUGCAAUCAUCGCGGGAACGACAUUUGAGCAUCUCGGCGCUAAAAACCUGUUCGUCAUCUUACUCCCUAUUCAAGUUUUCGGGUGUUUAGGCACCGUGUUCUGUAUGCCGGAAAGUCAAUUCCGGCGAGCCCCUCCAGCUUUUGGGCUGGCAUCCUCAGAAGAUAUCAAAGAGAAACAGAAUGGUGGAAAUGUGACGGAGGUCUCUACAAACGGCUCGGCGGCGAUCCCGAAACGCAGCUUCGUCCAAGAUCUGCGGCCGUUUACGGGGACGUACAGUAAGGAUGGGAUGGUGAAGUUACUUGGAGAGAUAUUUGUGCAUUUUUUGAAUCCCGCAGUUAUUUGGAUUCAACUUGUUAGUGCCGUACUUGUGUCCUUCUUUGUAGGCACCGCCUACACCCUCGCCCAAAUCUUCACACCUCCACCCUACAAUCUCACGGUCUCGCAAAACGGCUUCUUUUUCACCGGCGCGCUCGUUGGUGGCAUCCUCGGUGUUUCUGCAGGCCCCAUGUGCGACUUCACAGCGCGUUUUUUCUCUCGCAAAAAUCGUGGUGUGUAUGAGCCAGAAUUCCGGAUCCCGAUUUGCAUAUUAGCUGUAAUUAUGUUUGCUGUGGGUUGGUUUACGUUUAUGUGGGCGUUGGAACAUCCGGCGCAUAAUAGGGUCGUGUUAUGCAGUUUUUGUUAUGGAGCUGUGUGCUUUGCGACGAGUGUUGCGAGUACGAGUGGGGGGUUGUAUAUUUUGGACGCCUUCAAAAAAUACUCGACCGAGAUCUUCAUCCUCCAAAUGAUGAUUAAGAACUUCCUUUUCUACGCUUUCAGCACGUUUAUCAACGACUGGAUGGCUAAGAAAGGGCCCGGAAAUAUGUGUAAAGUCUUUGGUAUUGUUACGCUCUGUGGGUUUACUACUUGUGUCCCGAUGUGUAAGUUCACCUUUUUACUCAUCAGAAACUGUGCCGUGAAAAAAGGGGGUAGUGUUAGAGAUAUGGCUAACCUAAGCGAUGACAGAUAUUUUUGGAAAGCUGAAUCGGGUUUGGGUACAUCGGAUGUGGAGGAAGUAUUUGGGCGAGAAAUGAUAGCUAGGCUGGGUGGCCAAUGGUGGAACUUAAAAGGGAUGUUGGGGAUAAUACGUCCUGUGCGCUAG
Lindgomyces ingoldianus is the source of this 1653-nucleotide messenger RNA. Its product is annotated as MFS general substrate transporter. The annotation marks the transcript as partial. Gene Ontology annotation, molecular function: transmembrane transporter activity. The transcript is spliced from 5 exons. The record is from RefSeq and is a predicted model, not a curated record. Gene Ontology annotation, biological process: transmembrane transport. NCBI's taxonomy places the organism in Eukaryota, Fungi, Ascomycota, Dothideomycetes, Pleosporales, Lindgomycetaceae.